AUGGCUGACUACUCCAUACAGAAAUACAACAAUGGGUAUUAUUAUGCUGUUCGUGAAUUGUUUGCCCAAGGAAUGAUGGAGUACGUUCCCGGCACUACCUUGUACAUGUUGAAGCUCCCCCAAGUCUAUUGCACCAUCCUGGCAUCAUCCAUCAUACUGCAAUUGUUUUUUCGGUCCUACUUCCUGUCUCUGUUGGGGGUUGGGAUAUUCUUCAUUUCAAUUCGCUGUCUUUUAACAUUUGCGUGUCGUAAAUUGAUAAAGAAAUGUCACAAUGGAGAUUUACUAAACAUUCAAGAGUCCUACAUUUGGAGAUCCAACUCCUGCUUCUGGGUAGUCGAGUCUGGCGGUCGUAUUGUAGGGAUGGUGGGUGCCCAGCCUGCUCCGAACUCCACCAGUGACAUGUCACUACAACGCUUGUCCGUGGCUAAAGACCAGCAACGCCGAGGGAUCGCCAAGGCUCUAUGCAUGACAGUUUUUGAUUUUGCUCGCCAGCGAGGAUAUAAACGUGUCAUUCUAGAUACAUCAACUUUUCAGGUCAAUGCUCAUAAACUGUAUCAACGCUUGGGUUUCAAGGUAACCAAAAUAAUACCAAGCCGUACUAGACUUGGAAGGUUUGCAAACCUGUCUGUGGUGUUCUACAGCUAUGAUCUCUAG
Messenger RNA from Staurois parvus, 654 nucleotides. Lineage: Eukaryota; Metazoa; Chordata; Amphibia; Anura; Ranidae. The record is from the annotation of a GenBank genome assembly.